Messenger RNA from Parasteatoda tepidariorum (common house spider), 799 nucleotides. RefSeq lists its product as uncharacterized. NCBI's taxonomy places the organism in Eukaryota, Metazoa, Arthropoda, Arachnida, Araneae, Theridiidae. The record is from RefSeq and is a predicted model, not a curated record.
AUAUUAAGAACACUGUAACAUAUUUCCCAACAUAUCUGUAGAGGCGGUCAGUUGCAGCUGCUGAUGAUAUUGCAAACGAUGAGGAUGGAGUGCUGAAGUUUUAAAGAAUGCAAAAUUUCUUCUUCAGCAGUUGAUAUUUUAGUACCAGCAUAGAUUCGCAUUUUUUUUCCGCUUCCUCAUUCUUUUCCAUUAAGAUGGCGUUAAUUUUUUUCUUAGUUGGUUACUUUACCGUAUCAUCAGCUAUAUUUUUUCAACCAUUCUUUAAGAUACCAAACCAAAGACAAUCCUUAAUGAACGUAUGCAUAUAUUCUGUUGAUCCUGCACAGUACCAGCCAAAAUGCUUUCUAUGCCCCACUUCUACUUAUGGAAAUGUUCUUAGAACGUGUGUAAGCGCAGCUUCAAUUCCUUCCAAUGUGACCUACACACAGGCACGUUGUAUAGAGCAAAACUGUGCGAUUAACCGUGGGAAGCGAAGUAUUUCAUUAGAUGACGGUAAUAAUGGCAACUCAAUACCAAUUCCUCAAUUAAAUUCAUCAAGCCCAUUUGUGCAACUGUAUGAACUGAAGAACCCAUCUAUGAAUUUAACACACAAUUAUGAAAAGUAUCGUAAAUUAGGAGAGAAAUUUGAUAUCGCUGGAGAAGAAGAGACUUUAGCCAUGGAUAAUAUAGACUGGGAGGUAGAGGUGGAUGAAGAAUUUGCAGAUUGAUUUUACGGACACUGUUUUUUGCCCUUAGCGAAAUUAUUUUUAAGUAAAUGUAUCUGUAUAAUAUGAAUCAAAAAAUAAAUGUUUUAUUGUGA